AUGAAGAAACCUAAUGGCACGAAUGGAGCCUCUAGCUCUCUCAAGCCACCCCCCUCAACUUUCCAACCUCUCUGCCAUCCGCUGGUGGAGGAGGUAUCCAAGGAAGUGGACAACUACUUCCUCCAGCACUGGAACUUCCCCAAUGAGAAGGCCCGCAAAAAGUUUGUAGCGGCAGGGUUUUCGCGGGUAACCUGCUUGUACUUUCCGAAGGCGCUGGAUGACCGCAUCCAUUUUGCCUGCCGUCUGCUGACGGUGUUGUUCUUGAUUGAUGAUCUGCUGGAAUAUAUGUCGUUCGAGGAAGGUUCCGCGUACAACGAGAAGCUCAUCCCGAUAUCGCGCGGCGAUGUCCUUCCGGAUCGGUCCAUUCCCGUGGAAUACAUCAUCUACGAUCUGUGGGAGAGCAUGCGCGUCCACGAUCGCGUGAUGGCAGACGAGAUCCUGGAGCCGGUGUUCCUGUUCAUGCGGGCACAGACAGACCGCACCCGAGCCCGGCCGAUGGGGUUGGGCGGUUACCUCGAGUAUCAUGAGCGUGAUGUGGGCAAAGAGCUCCUUUCCGCUCUCAUGCGCUUCUCCAUGGGGCUCAAGCUGUCUGCCUCCGAGCUUCAGCGCGUGCGGGAGAUCGACGCCAACUGCUCAAAACAUCUCUCCGUUGUGAACGACAUCUACAGCUAUGAGAAGGAGCUCUACACCUCCAAGACGGCCCAUAGCGAAGGAGGGGUGCUUUGCACCUCGGUGCAGAUCCUGGCCCAGGAGGCAGACGUGACUGCAGAGGCUGCAAAACGGGUCCUUUUCGUUAUGUGUCGUGAACGGGAGCUCCGCCACCAGUUGCUCGUUGCACGGCUGAGUGCCGAGGGUCUAGAAGCCCCUAGACUGGCGGCGUACGUAGAGGGACUCGAAUAUCAGAUGAGUGGCAAUGAGCUGUGGAGUCAGACAACGUUGCGGUAUAGCGUGGUAGUUGACUAG
Aspergillus alliaceus is the source of this 963-nucleotide messenger RNA. RefSeq names its product terpene synthase family protein. NCBI's taxonomy places the organism in Eukaryota, Fungi, Ascomycota, Eurotiomycetes, Eurotiales, Aspergillaceae. The record is from RefSeq and is a predicted model, not a curated record. The coding region runs from base 1 to 963 and encodes 320 amino acids. The transcript is spliced from 3 exons.